Penaeus monodon (black tiger shrimp) is the source of this 1704-nucleotide messenger RNA. Its product is annotated as mannose-6-phosphate isomerase-like. Gene Ontology annotation, cellular component: cytosol. Gene Ontology annotation, biological process: carbohydrate metabolic process; GDP-mannose biosynthetic process. Gene Ontology annotation, molecular function: zinc ion binding; mannose-6-phosphate isomerase activity. NCBI's taxonomy places the organism in Eukaryota, Metazoa, Arthropoda, Malacostraca, Decapoda, Penaeidae. The record is from RefSeq and is a predicted model, not a curated record.
UAGAGAUGGAACUCCAGUGUGCUGUCCAGAAAUACGCAUGGGGUGUUAGAGGGACGUCGAGUAGUGUGGCACAGCUUGCCAAGGCUGCCAAACCUGAGCUAGAAGUAGCUGAGGAUCAGCCGUUUGCAGAGUUGUGGAUGGGAACGCACCCCAGUGGUCCAGCUGUUAUAAAGGGUACUGGUGAGACUUUGGGAGACUACAUAAGCAAGCAUCCUGAUGUCUUAGGAUCACCUGUUAUCCAGAAGUUUGGCAAAUCUCUUCCUUAUCUGUUCAAGGUGCUAAGUGUAAACCAAGCUCUAUCCAUCCAAGCUCACCCAAACAAGAGUCAUGCUGAGCAACUGCACAAGGACCGCCCUGAUGUGUACAAGGAUCCGAACCAUAAGCCAGAAAUGACCAUUGCACUCACACCAUUCCAAGCUCUGUGUGGCUUUAGACCUGCAGAACAGAUUGUAAAGCAUUUAAAAGAGAUUCACGAGCUCAAGAAGGUGAUUGGAGAUGCAGCAGCUGAUGCAUUUAUUGAAAAUCCAACAGAGGAAAAUUUAAAAGCCUGUUUCUCAGCGAUGAUGAAUGCAUCUAAAGACACCAUUGCCUCUGCUCUUAGUGAAUUACUUCAGAGAUUCCCGGGAAUGGACUCAGGAAAAGGCAAAGAGCUUCUUAGGGAAUUGUUCCUCAGACUUCAUGAAAAAUAUCCUGGUGAUGUUGGCUGUUUCUCCAUAUACCUUCUGAAUUACCUGACCCUACAGCCUGGAGAGUCGAUGUUUCUUGGGCCUAAUAUCAUUCAUGCUUAUUUGCUGGGAGAUUGCAUUGAGUGUAUGGCGUGUUCAGACAAUGUUGUUCGAGCUGGACUGACCCCUAAAUACCAAGAUGUAGAAACAUUAGUGUCUAUGCUCGAAUAUGGAAUGGUUCCUGCUGAGUCCAGGAAGUUCCAAGGGUCAAAGGUCGACCAAUUUACGACCUUCUACAAUCCUCCAGUUCCAGAUUUUGCAGUUGAUAUGAUUGAGGUUCCAGCUGGUACAAAUGAAUUCACUCUGAGACAAGUGGAAAGUGCCAGUAUUCUCCUAGUAGUUGAGGGAGAAGCUGACAGUGUUGAGGUAUCGCCCCAACCUGUGGGAGACGUGCCGGUUGCAACAUCAGUGCAGCGAGGAUCUGUCUUAUUCCUGGCGGCUGGGCAGUCUUAUCACUAAAAUUCAAAGCAGGAUCGCGCUUCCUGGCCUUCCGUGCUGUUUGUGUUUUAUAGAAGUGCUAUUACACAGUUGUGCUUAUAGCAUUACUCAAAAUUGGUAAGAUAUUAAUACAGAUGUGCGAUGUUGAUGCACAUCUGUGUGAUUAACUAGUUUAUAGUUGUAGAUCUCUUAAUGUGUUCUCAGUUGACUUUGAAUGUUGGUCAUGGUUUUGGACUUAUGCAAUGGAAUGGUAUAUUUUUUGGUGCACGGGUGAUAAAAUAAUAGUAUUAAAGUAACAGCAGAAGGUGAAAAAGAGCCUAUAUUUAAGUAGUUUAAAAAGUAGUAUCAUUCAUGAAAAUAGUAUAGUGAGAAAAUUAAUUAUUAUGACCUUCAUCUGUAAAUUCACAAAUAUAUUGAGGUUAAGCCUUUUUUUCCACAUUGAGAGAAAAUAUUUCUUGUAAUGAGUGAGAUUCAAAUUUAAGUUUAAACAUUAUAUUCCUAUGUAUAUUUUCAUAUUCAUUAGAUUAUUUAUCUGUUAUAU